Messenger RNA from Styela clava, 2266 nucleotides. RefSeq names its product prostaglandin G/H synthase 2-like. Lineage: Eukaryota; Metazoa; Chordata; Ascidiacea; Stolidobranchia; Styelidae. The record is from RefSeq and is a predicted model, not a curated record. Gene Ontology annotation, cellular component: cytoplasm; neuron projection. Gene Ontology annotation, biological process: cyclooxygenase pathway; response to oxidative stress. Gene Ontology annotation, molecular function: prostaglandin-endoperoxide synthase activity; peroxidase activity; oxidoreductase activity, acting on single donors with incorporation of molecular oxygen, incorporation of two atoms of oxygen.
ACUAUUGAGAUACUGCAUAGCUACUAGUUUGGGGGUUUCUUCUUCAGAAAAAGAUAAUCAAACGAUUUUGACAAGGAUCGACUUUGCUGCACGAUAAUAUGGCUAUCACGAAAGCAGUAUUUUUCAUGCUCAUAUUGGAAAUAGUUGCAAUACGAAGCUGCAAAUCAAACGAAAUUCAAUAUAACCCAUGUUGUUCGUUCCCCUGCCAAAAUAACGGAAUAUGCUACACAAAGGGAUUUGAUGAUUAUAUUUGCGAAUGCACAAGAACAGGAUAUUAUGGAAGGCAUUGUGAAACUGCGGAAUUUUCAACCAGAAUCAAAAAGUUUUUCAAACCAUCAAGAGAUACUUUACAACAUUUGGUCACAAACUACAAGUAUUUAUGGUAUAUUGUGAAUAAAACGGACUGGCUUAAGAAAGCAGUGAUGGGACUUGUUUUGAAAGUGCGUAUGUCCAUUGUUGAUGAACCAACGGCCUACAUCGGUUGGGAUGAUUAUACAACAUGGGAAACAUACACCAACAAAUCGGUUUAUGCACGAACCCUGCAUCCUGUCCCAAAAAACUGCCCGACUCCAAUGGGUGUAAAGGGGAAAAAAGAACUUCCUAACCCAGAACUCCUUGCAAAGAAGUUUUUAUUGCGACGAAAAUUCCUUCCGUGUCCAAGAAAUACAAAUGUAUUAUUUCCGUUUUUUGCUCAACAUUUCAAUCAUCAAUAUUUUAAAACGGAUUUUAGUAAAGGAAUCCCUUUUCAAUGGGGAAGUCAUUACGUCGAUAUAUCCCACAUUUAUGGUGAUACCGAUCAGCGGCAACAUGCAUUGCGAUCCCACCAAGAUGGUAAAAUGAAAGUCUCUAUCUUCAACGGAGAAGCGUUUCCUCCCCGACUUGAAGAUACUGAGGGUUUAAGAAUGGCUGGAUCACAGUUUAUUAAAAAAGAACAUCGUUUGGCAUUUGGUCAUAAAGGGUUCGCAGCGAUGCCAACUUUUCUACUGUAUUCAACACUGUGGAUAAGAGAGCAUAAUCGAGUGUGUGACAUACUCAAAGUUGAACACCCAGAGUGGGACGAUGAAAGACUCUUUCAAACAACAAGACUAAUCAUUACAGGAGAAACAAUAAAAAUUAUUAUUGAAGACUACGUUCAACACUUGAGUGGAUUUCAUUUUCAACUAUUGUAUGAUCCAGAUAUUUUAAUGAACGAAGGAAUGUCUCAUCAUAAUCAAAUCCACAUUGAAUUCCAUAGUUUAUACCACUGGCAUGCACUGAUGCCAGACAAUGUUGUUUUGGAAGACAAAUCCUACAAAAUCAAAGAACUACUGUUCAAUCCGGAACCAAUAAUUGACGCUGGUUUACAGAGGACAUUCCAAGAUUUAAACACUCAAUUUGCUGGACAGGUGGCAGGAGGAAAAAAUCAGGGAUCAGGAACGUUAGCGGUUGCAGUACAGGCUAUAAAAGAUGGACGAAGUAUGAGACUACAAUCCUUCAAUAAUUAUCGGAAAAAAAUUGGAUUGAAGCCGUACACAACAUUCGAAGAUUUUACAGGCGAAAAAGAAAUGGCGGCGGAAUUAAAAGAACUCUAUGGUGAUAUUGAUGCAUUGGAAUUAUAUCUCGGCCUAAUGACGGAGAAAAGAAGAAAAAAGCAACUUUUUGGCGAAACAUUGACAGAAAUGGGAUCACCGUAUUCUCUUAAAGGUCUUUACGGUAGUCCACUUGGAUCUCCAGGAUGGUGGAAACCGGUGACGUUCGGGGGUGAUGUAGGAUUCAAUAUAGUUAAAACAGCAAGUCUACAGAAACUCAUUUGCGAUAAUGUUGAGGGCUGUCCGACAGUAGCGUUUAGAGUCCCUAGUAACCACAGUUACGAAGAGUCAGACAUGGCGGCGGUACCAGACGACAAUACUUCAGACACAAUGAUGGCUCUGGCAAGAGGAAAAGAACCUCCAAAUAAUUCCCAAGAAAGUUCGAACAUUAACAAGUGUGAUAAUCUCAAAAAUGGCAAUUGUGAUUCAUCUAAAUCAAAAAUGUAUUCAGCUUCCCAGAACAAAAACUUGGAGUUGUAACUCAAGAAAAUUUAUCACAUAUAUAUAUUGUUAUUUUCCAUAAAUUUUUUUUUAAGUACUGUGCAUAGGUUUUCAUAUACAUUUGCAUAUCUACAGCUUACUAAAUGCACACGCCUCACGCUUGUAAGAAUGUAAAUUGAAGCUCUUAUUAUAUUUUGUAUUAUUCAGUUUAAUUAACAUUUUAUUUAAACUACAUACAAAUACAAGAUAAUGCCGUA